AUGGCGUGGAAUCGGAACCCUAACGUUGAAUGGAUUUUCAAUAACAGUCCGGACCCAUGGUCGUCGACUGCGACGGAAGCUGUAUGGGAAAGAUACAAUGACAUAGAUUCAGAUAUACUUGAAAAAGCCUUUCAAAACAAGCAGAAAACCGUCUCCUUAGGUAACUAUUAUGUUAGCUUGGUUCCUAACAAAAUGGUUCAAGUUCAUAAACUCGAUGAGUAUCGUCAACGUCCAAUAAGACGCCGUGAAGGAACACCAGUAAGUCGAAUAGCACAGCGUCAAGAUCGUUUCAAUUUCACCGACAAAUUGGGCUCGAAAACAUUCGGUAACACAGGCGUUUGCAUGUCACCUUUUGUCGAAGAAUGGAUUCGCAGAAAUCCUAAUUACAAAUUUAAAGAAGAAACUAUUGAACAAUUAGCUUCCGGAUUAGAGCAAGAAGGCGUCGCCAUAGGGGAAGCAGAUGCGGCAAAAUUUAUUGCUUUAGAAAUUCGUCAACAUAAACACGAAGAGCGGUCAAAAAUGAUUGAAUACUGUGUUCGGCUAUACACGGCUGAUACAUGGAUUUACCGUUUAGUUAAUUCUACUCUGCGAGAAAAUGAUAUGAGUAAAGUCGAUACUUUAGGACCUUUCUGUUGCUUUAUUAGAAAUUUUCUACACGCUUCACAAAAAGAACAUGAAGACGAAGAGAUGGUUGUUUAUCGCGGCAUGGAACUCGAACCUAAAGACAUACAAGUGUACAAGGAUUGUGUGGGAGAAGUUCAUUCUUGGUUCGCCUUUUCGUCAACAACUAAAAGCAGAGCUGUUGCCGAAAACUUUGCAGUAAAUGUCCUAUUCGAGAUUCACUUCGAUGGAUUUUCUGCAUCACAUUAUCCUGGCAGAGACAUCUCAAUUUUGUCAAAUUAUCCGAAAGAAGAAGAAAUUCUGCUGCAGCCCGGAGCUGAUUUUAGAAUUGAUGAGGUCAAAGAACAGAAAAUAGGAGGAAGAAAGCUGACCAUUAUUCGAUUGGCCUUGAUGUAA
Adineta ricciae is the source of this 1017-nucleotide messenger RNA. Lineage: Eukaryota; Metazoa; Rotifera; Eurotatoria; Adinetida; Adinetidae. The record is from the annotation of a GenBank genome assembly.